Trematomus bernacchii (emerald rockcod) is the source of this 765-nucleotide messenger RNA. Its product is annotated as homeobox protein goosecoid-like. Gene Ontology annotation, biological process: regulation of DNA-templated transcription. The record is from RefSeq and is a predicted model, not a curated record. Gene Ontology annotation, molecular function: DNA binding; DNA-binding transcription factor activity, RNA polymerase II-specific. The transcript is spliced from 3 exons. NCBI's taxonomy places the organism in Eukaryota, Metazoa, Chordata, Actinopteri, Perciformes, Nototheniidae. Bases 1 to 648 code for a protein of 215 amino acids.
AUGUCCGGAAACAGAGUGUCAGAUUUCAGCAUCGAGCGCAUCCUCUCUCCUGAGCUGGGACUCAAGCCGACAAUGAGAGACUUUUCCCCGGAUCCAUUCCUCCAGGGGAUGACCGGGCAGGAAUCCUCUGGGAAUAUCAGAUCACCACCGGUAUCGAUCCCGGUCCAAUACCCGGCUCCAGGCUGCAUUCAGUACCGAGGAGUCCACUUUGGAGACGCGUUUUACCCGCAUGGAGCCGCGUAUCAUCCCGCAGAUUUCAGCAGCUUUUAUCCAAACUCCACGGUUCAUUUUCACUUCAGCAGCCAGGACCCCGCAGCAUAUGCUCAGCAGUUCCUACCAGGCUACCACGGAUACCAUGGUUACCAUCAGAAUGGGGUGUCCGCGCUGUCUCAGUCGCGUCAGAACCGGAUGAGGACGGUGUUCACCAACAGUCAGACCAAAAGGCUCGAGGCGCUGCACGAGCACACCGACUAUCCGGCGGUGGACGCGCGAGCUGAGGUCGCGAGGAUGACCGGGCUGAGCGAGGAGACUGUCAGGGUGUGGUUUAAGAACCGCAGAGCUCGAAGGAGGAGACGGCAGCGCAGCGGGUCAAAGGUCGAAUCCCCGUCUCUAGGGAAGGAGAACACGUUCUUCAACUCCUUCCUCUGAACCCUGUACACCUUGUGACUUCCCGAUUUGCAUGUCUGCCCGAUUUUCACUGUGCAAGCGCGAGUUGUUCCUCCAUAUUGGACCGCUACGUACAGCAACCCAAGUCGGACAUUUGAC